Myzus persicae (green peach aphid) is the source of this 1570-nucleotide messenger RNA. RefSeq lists its product as uncharacterized. The record is from RefSeq and is a predicted model, not a curated record. The transcript has 6 exons. NCBI's taxonomy places the organism in Eukaryota, Metazoa, Arthropoda, Insecta, Hemiptera, Aphididae. Bases 407 to 1555 code for a protein of 382 amino acids.
ACCGAAAAUAAAUAUGGUAAAUUACCAAAAUAGAAAUAUGACUAUUAUGUAUUAUGGAAAUUUUAGGAAUUAGUUUAUACCGAUUACCAAUGACAGUCUAUGUACCAUUUUCAUUGUUCAUAGUUCAUUAAUAUUGUUCACCAUAUUAUUAUGUCUAUACUGCUUCGGCACUUCGUGACGAUCUUAUGACGCUCGAGGCAGUCAACUUGUUAAAGCUUCUUCACGGUUUGAUGGCAUGUAUAAUAGUUAUAAUAGUUGACAUCUUCUAUAGACUAUAGUAUUGUGUCAAUUAUAAAUACGAGUUUUCAAUUCAUUUAUUUUAUAAAUUUACUGUCGUAAAUAAAUUGAGUUUUGUGAUAUUUCCUUAUUAAUAUUAUUCAAAAGUUUAACUACACAAGUUUAUACAAUGAAUCCAGAAUUUUCCUACAAAUACAAUGGUGGAGAAAAAAAGGGUAUUCGAUAUUUGGUAUGUCGUGAACGGUAUUGUAAAGGAACAGCCAAAAGACUUGCUAAUGGCAUUAUUGUUAACCAAAUACCACAUACCCAUGAGCCUAAUAAUCUUGAAACCGAACGGCUGGAAUCAAAAAAAGAGUUUAGGUCAAAAUUGAUUCAAAGAGCAGUUGAAGAAACUACAAAACUUCGAAUCAUCUACGAUGAAGAAUGUUUAAGAUAUGCUAGAGCUGCUGUACAUUAUUGUUGGCCAACAGCUGAAACCUCUAUGCGUAAAGCUCGUAAAAAAAUUAUUCCCCCAUUACCACCUACACUGGAUGCAUUAAAAGAGUACCUUGAACAACAUUUGGAUAGAUAUAAAUGUUGUGGUCAUUCAUUCUAUCAAGAUUAUACUAUUGACAAUCAAGGAAAGUAUACAGUGAUAUUUGGUUGUAUUGAUCUUAUCCGUAAAGUGGUUAAUCAAGGCGGUGAAGAAGUGCAUGCUGAUGCAACUUUUAAGGUUGUACCAUCUCGACCAAAUUGCAGACAGUUAUUUAUAAUGCAUAUCAUCAUUCAAAACCAUUCUAUACCAGUGAUAUAUGUAUUGAUGGAAUCAAAAACUGAGACAGCAUACACUCAGGUUUUGAUGAAGUGUAAAGUUCUAUUUCCAGAAAUUAAGCCAAUAUGUAUAAUGACUGACUUUGAAAUUGCAUUACAGAAUGCUUUCAAAAUUGUAUAUCCAGAUGCAAUUCAACAUGCAUGUUUUUUUCACUAUGUCCAGUGUUUGGUCAAAAAUAUUAGGAGUCAAGGAUUAAUACCCUAUGUUACAAACAACGAAAUGGCUCAAAUAUGCAUUAAAAUGACAGCUGCUUUAGCUUUAUUACCAUCUAACAAAAUAGAAGAAGGUUUCCAAAUAAUUCGACGAUACAGCAGGGACAACAAUAUAAAUCUGACUUCCUUUUUUACUUAUUUCUCUAAUUAUUGGAUACAGACAAGAGGACCAGAAGUGUUUUCAGUUCACGGUGUUCCUCGAAGAACCAAUAAUAAUAUUGAGUCAUUCCACAGCCAGCUUAAAGAAAAAUUCCAAACUGUUCAUCCUAAUCUAUGGACAUUUUUAAGUGAUUGAUUUAAAUUUAAUUGU